GUGGACUCGGGAACUGCAUUGAGCAGAGCAACAUCUCCCACCUGCAAGUCCAAUGAAACCUAACAACCAGAAGAACUGAAAAAACUUGACAUUCUCUCUCUCUUGGAUCAAACCCUCGAUUUUUUUCCACCUUCCAUGGCUUCCAAUGGAGCUCCCUCGAGAGAAGAGGAUACACAAACCAGCUUGGAGAAGAUCAAACGCCAAUUAGCUUCCAGCUCUGGUCGAAAUUUAUUGCAGGGUCCACUUCUCAAGCGAUCCGAAACGCUGAGGAAAUGGAAUGAGAGGUGGGUGAUUUUAGACCCAACAACAGGGAAGAUGGAAUACAAGAUAAGGAGAAAUGAGCCAACAGUCAAGGGAACCAUUGUAUUUGAUGCAAAUAGCACGAUAACACUAUCCCCUGUUAACUUCCAUGGACUACCGAAGUAUGAUGGCUGCUGUUUCUAUGUUGGGACUCCACAGAAAAAAGAUUAUUUCCUCUGUGCAGAAACUCCCGGGGCAGCUAGAGCUUGGGUAUCAACUUUGCAUGCUACACAGUUGGUUCUGAAGGCUCAUAAAGAGGCUGUGAAUUCUUUAAGUGGAAAUGGUUCUGCAAGGCUGGGAACAGUUGCGACCGUAGUUGCUGCUGCCAAUUCAACCUCCCAGGAAGCUUCUAAAGAAAUUGAGGCAGCAAUGCAGAUUGCCAUGAGGAAUGCUCUAGGAUCAAUGAUGAAUAGACCAAUUGAUGGUCCAAUGGAUGAUUUCACGAUCAUGAAGGAGACGUUACAAGUCAAGGAUGAAGAACUACAACAUUUGGCUAGGGACCUUCGCGCUCGGGAUUCAACAAUAAAAGAGAUUGCGGAAAAACUAUCUGAAACUGCUGAAGCCGCUGAGGCUGCGGCAUCAGCUGCUCAUACUAUGGAUGAACAAAGGAGACUUGCUUGUGCCGAGAUCGAGCGUUUAGCAAAAAAUUCAGAAAAACAGUCUGCGUCAUCCAUGUUGAAGCUAAAAGAGUCUGAAGAAAAGGCUAUGGUUCUGAGUAAAGAAAAAGAUCAACUAAUUAAGCAGAGGGAUUCUGCCCUUCAAGAAGCACAUUUAUGGCGUUCUGAGCUUGCAAAAGCUAGAGAGCGUGUUGUAAUUUUGGAAGGAGCUGUUGUUAGGGCUGAGGAGAAGGUCAGGGUUACAGAGGCUGAGGCUGAGGCUAGACUAAAGGAAGCUGCACAAAAUGAGGCAGCAGCUUUAAAGGAGAAACAAGAGCUUCUUGCGUACGUGAACAUGUUACAAGCACAACUUCAAAGACAACAGGUUGAUACAAAGCAAGUUUUUGAGGAGAAGACGGAGUCCUGUUCAGACAACGGUAAUGCUCCACCACGGACAAAGCAUGUGGACCCAUCGGAGGAGAAUGUAGACAAGGCAUGUCUAAGUGUUUCUAGGGCAAUCCCAGUGUCCGGAGAGAGUGUUGUUUGUUUGGCGGUGGAUCAACCCAAUCUUGGCCGUCCAAUUGGAGACGGUGAAUGGAGUGACAUUCAAGCAACAGAGGCAACGAUAGCUGAUGUGAGAGAAAUUUCGCCAGAGGCAGAAGGGAGAAGCUUGGAUAUACCGGUGGUUAGCCUACCAGUUAACAGUCACCAUGAGCAGGAUAUGAACUCUUUCCAUCAGCCUUAAAUAUUUUGUUUCCUAUGAUUUAAAGCAGCGGACAUCUUCAUUUCGGGAUUGGACACUCAUAAAGGUCAGCUACAGCCUACGGGAUUAAAACCUGAUCUUUCUUGAGGUGUCCCUUUUAGUUCAUACCUGAUGCUCUAUUGAUUAAACUAUCUGAUGUGGAUUGUUGUUGAAGUCUAUAUGUUUUUUCUGUUAUUCAACGGAUAUACGAAAUUUUAUGUAGAGUUCUGUUUCAGGCAUUUCUUGCUAUAAAAAUCAAUGUGACAAUCUUGUAAAA
This is a messenger RNA of Rhododendron vialii, 1915 nucleotides long. RefSeq lists its product as uncharacterized. Bases 136 to 1641 code for a protein of 501 amino acids. Gene Ontology annotation, biological process: endosome organization; receptor recycling; retrograde transport, endosome to Golgi. Lineage: Eukaryota; Viridiplantae; Streptophyta; Magnoliopsida; Ericales; Ericaceae. The record is from RefSeq and is a predicted model, not a curated record. The transcript is spliced from 10 exons. Gene Ontology annotation, cellular component: trans-Golgi network; recycling endosome; early endosome.